CCAACAACCUCUGUGAUCCCUGGUCACACUCCUGGUGUGUCACCAGCAGCAGGACGAACAGGCGCCUCCAACAAUUCACCUAUCUCUCCACAAAACUCUUCCCACUCCAACUCUAAUCCUUCGAACGGCGACCAGCCCGGUCUCAUGGCCCCUCCUAGUACCCCCGGUAGGAGAGAGGGUACCACCGGUCCUGACCUGACAAAUAUACGACUUGCUGGCCAGGCUCGCAUCGGAAGUUCAGGCGGCAGUCAGUCCGGUCGCGGUGGGACCCCUUCAUCGUCACCCACUCGUAGAAGAGGUGGCAAUCCUGGGAGUGGUCUCAAUAGAAGCCCCGUCCGUCGUAUUGGUCCCCGUGCAGAUACGUCGCAAGAGACACGUCGGAUGGAUGGAGGGGAAAGUCGCAUGUCCGGUGAAUAUAACGAAAAAGAUAACUCUAUUAUCUGGGAGGGGCAAGCGAAAAAGCCACUUCCGCGGACUGGGCCAUCCCUAAUGCUCCCACCACCACCCCGCGAUGGCACGAUAGUUGCUCAGCAGGACUCUCAAGAAGAGAACUCUCAGCGGAGAUCGAGUAGUGGCGGAAGCCACAAUCAAAGCCAGAGUAGUAACUCGUCAAGAACUGUCCCUACUAUACAACAUGCAUCACCACGCCGAGGGAGCACAAGCACACGAAGGGGCUCUAUUCGGUUAGGUAGCUCUUUCGGGGAAGGUGAGCGAGCACACCGGGACCAAGAUAUUUCUGGUGCAACGCAGAAUACCCAAUCGAGCAACGAUAGCCGCCCAUCUUCUCAAAGUAAGGUAGUGGCUGCCAAUAUUGUCGAAAAUUUCAUCGAAAUUCGCACUGUACAAGGUGGUGAAGAUCCAGAAGCCCAAAAGGCUCGAGUUGCCCUCGUCACGCUUAUCACCAAGAAACCUCGCCAGAAAACACCGCCGAUAGAGGGCAAGGGCAAAGACUGGGCGUAUAUUCCCAAUAGGAAAGACUCUCAGUCUCAAGAUGAGAGCCCGUCUCGAGCAAACGUGCUCGUACCAGACUCUAGUAGGGAUGCGACACAAAUGACUAUGGGUGGAGCUGAGGGGGAUAUUGUAGAAGAGACUCCCAUGCGCCCGCCUCCUCCACAACCCACUGAUCCAGUCAGCCCCAGCAAAGUAUCCCAAAAGGGUAAAGCACUCCCUUCCCAAUAUACUACAUCUUCUCUUGGAGAUGCCGGUGGACAGGAAUCUUUAGCCCUACAAACUGAAGAAUCUCCGGCCAAUCAAUUAGGGCGUACGAACACGAUGGGAGAUAAAUCAAACAGGAGACUAGCAGGCACUAUGGCCUCCACCUCACAGAAUCCUAAGAGAGGAAUGGAACGAACUACAUCUGCUGCCAGCUCAGAAGGAAAUUUUAAAAGAGGUACUCAACAGGGUACUGCUUCAGGGGAUCCAGCUUCCGCGUCAUUUGCCACUGAUAUGCGUUCACAAGCCUAUGCUGGGAACCUCGCUGCGCAAAACGCUGAGCGUGGCCUAGCCAGAUUGGAUGAAGCAGACGAAUCGCAUAGAGCACAUUUCUAUCAACAGAGUGCCGUAGGGCGUAGUCAACAUGGGCAGGAAAGCGUAGAGGGAGAGUUUCGUAGUACCGACCGUAGCCUGAGCGGGACUGAUCGCGAGCCUGGACAUAAAGAUACAGGCAAGAGUCACCCCAAUUGGACCGUCACUGGUGUACCUUUCAUUACUCCCGGCUCCCCCAUAGCUCGUCAUCGGGAGGUGGAGGAAGAGCUUGUGGAAGACUUAGAACCUGAAAGAAUGGUGCAGGCUACACGAAGUGUCUCCGAGCCUCAAGCUGACAGGAACGUGGAGCGAACGCAGCCACCUCGCAAGUACGUUAGUACACCACGAGUCCCUCGUACAGUUGUUCGGGCUGUAUCCAGCGAUGAGGAUGAACCUACCACCCAACGUCGCAAACAACGCCGUCGUGCCGGUCCCUCGACUCGUGCAGAACCUGCCUCAUCUAUGGGAGAAAAGGGGAAGCAUCGUGUCAAAACGGUAGAAACCAAAUCUCUUUCACAGACACGGGUUGUAAGGGAAGAAAUACCCGCCUCACAGGAAGCCCCCGAGCCAGCUAUAAACUACAGCCAGGAAAUUGUGCCAGAAACACAACUCACUUCGUCAGACAAAACGGCCUCCCAAGAUGCUCAGUCGCCCAAACUUCGGUAUGAACAAGGACUUGCGGCCAAUCAGGCAGCAGCCGCUCCAGUCGUCGCGGCAAAUAACGAUCCAAACACCUCUACUGAUAUCUCUGCCCGCGCACUGGGCCUCAUUGGAACCGACUCAGACCCUAAGUCCCCUCAUACUUCUCGUAGAGACAUAUCUGGAGUGAGUGGAAUCGGCGGGCAAGACAUCUCUCAACCAGGAAUUCUCCCCAUCUUACAUGCAGCAAAUGCUGAUAAGUCAGGAGAGGUAGAUGAGCUUUUAGGUGCCUCUAAAAGUAGCAAGAGUGGCAAAGCAGGGGGACUGCAGAACGACAGCUCAGGACAGUCCUUCGAGAUCCCGGAUGGAUUCGUCGAUAAGAUAACCUCUCAAGCAGAUGCAAGUGCAGACAUAUCGCGAUCACACGAGAUAUCCGAGAUUUCCAUUUAUAGGGAGCAACGCUUCGACGAAGUGAUAGUGAGGAGCAAACGAGUGGAUAUUGAAGACAAUGACGUUCAAGAGCAGCCGCCAGAGACUGAGAACAGUAGGAAGAAAGGCCAAAAACGUGCGAAGGUAGUUGCUCCAGAAAUAACAAAAACCCCUCAGUCGAAGCAACAAGGUCCACCUCAACACACCCCUAGUAGAGUUCAUGCACCGGACAGCUCCCCAGCCCGACUAUUCGGCUCUUCCCCUCUCACAUCUCUAACUACGUCCAACGAGGCCGUUCGCCCCAAAUCGCCCGCCAAACCGCCAACAAGAUCGCAGCGUAAAACAUAUAGCGGCAAGCGAACUAUCAGAUCCGAAACCGAGUCGACAAGGCCUCUGCCAGCAUCCGAUCAACAAGAAGAAAACGAAGUUGAAGAAUCCCUGGCCCUACUAGACGAUCAUUCCAGUCAAAGCUUGGAUCCUUAUGGGACUCGUGCCAUACUUGCCAACUUGGUGGAGGAGCCCCCAGCUCCGAAAAAACGGGCACUCGAACGUUCUCCCCCUCCUGACGAUGCCGCUCCCUCCCAGGCCGGCACUUCUCAACGUCCCUCAAAAAGGAGGCGCAAGGAACAACCGAUUCCCGAGUCUUCGACAUCGAAUCAGCCAGAACUCGAACCAGUGGAUCAAGAGGACUCGGCCAAUCGUAGCCCAUCCCCACCAGCUGCGCAACCACGCAAAGGGCGAGUUUUUGCGCUGUGGAAAAAACAUUAUUUCACUGCCAAGGGUGAUGAGAUCAAAAUCCCAGGCAAGAGGGGAGGAAAAUUAGGCCGCACAGCAACCGUUCACUCUGCUGCAUCUUGGCCCGACAAUGAAACUGUCGAAGUCCGGCCCUCGACCUCCCCCAAGGAGAUCCUCACUGUAGUCGCCAAAGAUCUUGCGGUCAGCGCCGAGAUCGUAGAGGCUACCUGGGAGGAUCGUUUGGUCCUAUCACUGCAGGAUAUUGGACAUGGUGAUACGUUGGACAAACCAGCAUAUUCUGGGAGCCCAAAGAAGCUAACUGGCACUCGGACCCCCAGAGUCUCUGUGUCAACUGUGUUGCCUGAGGAAUCCGAGAGUGAAUCGCAGCCCCUACCAAUCACCCGACAGCCCGGUCCUUCUCCAUCCCGCGUACGCAAAGCUACAGGCUCUUCAUUUGAAGAACAUCCUUCGGCCCCACCAGGAAAACGACGAAACAUCGAGCGCUUGUCACCUAUCUUACCUGAUGAGCGAAAGGCUGAUCCUUUCCAAGGCUACGCCUUCAUUACUGCUCUCCCGUUGAAUAAUGGAGCGAAGCCUAUCGAGAAAGCUGCCCGCAUCAAACAAAGGAAAGAGCUAGAGAAAACUAUCAAACGACUCGGUGGUCGAGUGAUCAAUAAUGGCUUUGAGGAGCUGAUCGACUGGGGAGGUCAAUUCAGUGAUGAUGGGAAAAGGUGGAUAUGGACACAGGGAUCCAUAACUUAUCUGGAAUCAGAGCAGCCCUCUACUUCAGCCCGGAAGAAGAGAGGCAAAGCCCCAGCCCCAGCUCCCGAAAGCAUUUUCCUAGUGGCGGAUGGAGUCAACCGGAACUCCAAGUAUAUGUUGGCCCUUGCUACAGGCAUUCCAUGCAUUGACAAAGGGUGGAUCGAUGACGAGACUGGCAGACGUACACUCUUCCCGCCGGUUACUGCCACAUCCUCGGACAACAAUGCAGCCAAUGGGUCGACCCUGAAUGGGCAACACGCCCACGGGAAAGCCGUCGAGAUAGUCCAUGAUCUUCGCCACGCCUCUCUCACCCCAGAGGAAUAUAAUAUGAUUAUAUAUGAGGGUGAAAUCCCGCCUAACGUGGAGAGCACAAUCGGCAAACAAGGCAGUGGCAAAGUGGUCUGUGUAACCGUUGGUUGGCUCACUGACUGCCUCAUUGCCGAGAACUCCUGCCUAUGUCGAAAUACUAGUACAUCGGCCGAGGGGAGAUACAAAGAGGGACCAUGGGGUAUGGUGGAGGCCGCUUUAGGAGCUGUACCCUCUGGUUCCAAUCAUGCCCCUAAUAAUCUAAUAAGAGCUGCACUAGGGGGACAGGCUUCUCUCGUUCUUGAGUGCUUGAUGGGGGCCCCCGUCUGUUGCGAACCAAAAGGCGGCGAAGUCGAGGAGAUCGUUGGAGAAUCGGGCGAGCAGAUGGUUUCAUUUAUUCUUUCAUUUUAUCGUGGGGAAGGGACUAUGAUCGUGUUCGGUAACAGGUACUUCUACACAAUAUAUCACGAAUUGACAUGGCGUAAGCACGAAAUGCUUGCGCACCGACCAGGAGACGGGAAAAAGAAUACAGGAAGAGGAAGACCAACGUACGUAUAUCCACAGAAAAACGCUCUGAUCGCUUCACCUCUGGGAUCUACAACUGCGACCGCAAGGCAGUCGCAUUUGUGCGAUGGGACAUUGUUCAAUAGUGCCCAACAUGCAGAUUGGCAGCGCAAUGCUUCUAUCAUAGAUCAAAGAUCGAUUGGGGGAAAAGGGAAAAUGAAGUGGUGGUGGGGAGGG
Molecule: messenger RNA, 5136 nt
Organism: Acaulospora colombiana
Lineage: Eukaryota; Fungi; Glomeromycota; Glomeromycetes; Diversisporales; Acaulosporaceae
Source: the annotation of a GenBank genome assembly